Messenger RNA from Coffea arabica (coffee), 6345 nucleotides. The record is from RefSeq and is a predicted model, not a curated record. Lineage: Eukaryota; Viridiplantae; Streptophyta; Magnoliopsida; Gentianales; Rubiaceae.
AACUUCUGGCAACUGUCCAAUCUUACCGCCUUGGCCUCCAAGCCAGAUUUUCUUGAUUUUCCCCUCCCUCUUCCCCCUAUAAAUCCUCCCAGUCCUGCAUCCCUCUCCCUUCGAUUCUCCUUCCUCUCUGUCAAAGAGAGAACAUUGUGGCACAAUAAAAAGAAAAAAUCACAAGAACCUACUUGGGUCUGAUUUAUACUUAACGAAUAAUCUGAAGUAACAUUUUUUGGGGUUCCAUUUUUUGCCUGAAUUAUCGUCGACCGUUCUUCGUCAGAUUAAUUAGCGGUUGAAGGUUGUGUUGGGUUGAUUCUUGUGGUUAAAAUUUCGACUGUCUGGCAAUUAGGGAUAUUAGGAAUUUCACAUCUUCAAAUCAGAAUAUGAGCUUUCCAGUACAGCGCAACAGAAGAGAUAAUCGGUCAAGGAAUAGAACUACUAAUCCUGUUCAAGGUGCUCGACGUGAGUGGGUCCUGCGUGGUCCGGCUCCCAUUGCCACCACCGCUGCUCCCACUCCCACUACUGCCGCUAUACCUCCUACCAAUUACAGCCCUGCGGUGGCCGCUGAUGAUGUGAUUAGAAAUGGAAACAAUGGGGACCAGAAUGGCAGGUCAGUUCCACCUGCUAACAGGACCAGGAACACUUCAGGAGCCAGAGGCAUUAUGCGUCAGCAUUCGAAUCAAAGGAGGGAGCGGGAUAAAGAGAAGCAGAGGGAUUAUAGUAGAGAGGUAAAAGGGUCGAAGGAUCUGAACUUACCUUUACUUGUCCAAGAAAUUCAGGAUAAGUUGAUGAAAGGUUCUGUGGAGUGCAUGAUUUGUUAUGAUAUGGUAAGGAGGUCUGCACCAAUCUGGUCAUGUUCUAGCUGUUAUUCUAUUUUUCACUUAGCAUGUAUUAAGAAAUGGGCAAGGGCUCCUACUUCAGUCGACUUGUCAGCAGAGAAGAGUCAGGGGUUUAACUGGAGGUGCCCUGGUUGUCAAGCUGUACAGCUCAUGUCCUCGAAGGAGAUUCGGUAUGUUUGUUUUUGUGGGAAAAGGCAGGAUCCUCCUCCUGAUUUGUAUUUGACUCCCCAUUCUUGUGGAGAGCCUUGUGGCAAGGCACUUGAGAAGGAAGUUCCUGGUUCAGGUAUGGCGAAGGAGGAUCUUUGUCCUCAUCUAUGUGUCCUGCAAUGUCAUCCUGGUCCUUGUCCUCCUUGUAAAGCUUUUGCUCCGUCAAGAAGGUGCCCCUGUGGGAAGCAAGUAAUCACUACAAGAUGCUCUGAUCGAAAGUCUGUUCUUACAUGUGGACAGCGGUGUGAUAAGCUUCUUGAUUGUGGGCGUCAUCGUUGUGAGCGGACUUGCCAUGUUGGUCCUUGUGAUCCAUGUGACGUGCUGGUUAAUGCCUCGUGUUUCUGCAAGAAGAAGAUUGAGGUUGUGCUCUGUGGAGACAUGGUUGUGAAAGGAGAAAUUAGAGCAGACGAUGGUGUCUUUUCUUGUAGUUCUAUCUGUGAGAAGAAAUUGGGCUGCAGGAAUCAUUUUUGUGAUGAUAUAUGCCAUCCUGGACCGUGUGGAGAAUGUGACUUGUUGCCAAGUAAAAUUAAAACAUGCUGCUGUGGUAAAAUGAGGUUAAAAGAAGAUCGAGAGAGUUGUCUGGACCCAAUUUCAACAUGUUCACAAACCUGUGGUAAAAGCCUGCCCUGUGGGGUUCAUCAUUGUAAAGAGAUGUGUCAUACUGGAGUUUGUGCACCUUGUCCUGUUUUGGUUACUCAAAAAUGCCGCUGUGGUUCGACUUCUCGGACUGUGGAGUGCUACAGAACAACAGCAGAAAAUGAAAAUUUUACUUGUGACAGACCUUGUGGGCAGAAGAAAAAUUGUGGGAGGCACCGAUGCAGCGAGAGGUGCUGUCCUUUGUCAAAUCCAAACAAAUCCUUUUCUGGUGAUUGGGAUCCACACUUGUGCUCAAUGCCAUGUGGUAAGAAGUUAAGGUGCAGGCAGCAUUCCUGCCACUCAUUCUGUCACAGUGGCCAUUGUCCUCCCUGCCUAGAUACAAUUUUCACCGACUUGACUUGCGCUUGUGGAAGGACAUCAAUUCCUCCUCCACUGCCUUGUGGUACACCUCCUCCUUCUUGUCAGUAUCCCUGCUCAGUUCCUCAGCCUUGUGGCCAUCCAUCCACUCACAGCUGCCACCUUGGAGAUUGUCCACCCUGCACGAUACCUAUAGCAAAAGAGUGCAUUGGUGGACAUGUGGUCCUGAGGAACAUUCCUUGUGGUUCAAAGGAUAUACGAUGUAACAAACUUUGUGGUAAGACGAGGCAGUGUGGUUUGCAUGCAUGUGCUCGAACUUGUCAUCCUUCACCUUGUGAUACUCCUACUGGAACUAGUAUUGGCUCAAGAGCUUCUUGUGGGCAGCCCUGUGGUGCUCCGAGGAGGGAUUGCCGGCAUACAUGUACUGCUCUUUGUCACCCAUCUGGUUCCUGUCCUGAUGUAAGAUGUGAGUUUCCUGUUUCAAUUACAUGUUCUUGUGGGCGAAUAAAUGCUACUGUUCCUUGUGAUGCUGGAGGCAGCGGUGGUGGGUAUAGCAGCGAUACAGUUUUAGAAGCUUCUAUAGUCCAGAAGUUGCCGGCGCCUCUUCAACCUGUUGAAGGUAAUGUAAAGGUGCCACUUGGUCAGAGGAAACUGAUGUGCGAUGAUGAAUGUGCAAAGACUGAAAGAAAAAAGGUGCUUGCUGAUGCUUUUGGUGUUACAACUCCAAACUUGGAUGCACUUCACUUUGGUGAGAAUGCUGUUGUUUCUGAAGUGCUCAGUGAUCUACUACGUAGGGAACCUAAAUGGGUGCUGUCUGUGGAAGAGAGAUGCAAAUAUCUGGUUCUAGGAAGGGGCAGAGGUGGAAUUAAUGCUGUCAAAGUUCAUGUCUUUUGCCCAAUGUCAAAGGAAAAGAGAGACAUUGUCAGGUUAAUAGCCGAAAGAUGGAAACUUUCAGUAAAUGCUGCUGGUUGGGAGCCAAAAAGAUUCAUUGUUCUUCAUGUCACACCAAAGUCCAAAGCUCCCGCUCGCAUACUUGGUCUGAAGGGCUGUCUUGCCAGUAACAUGUUGCAGCCACCAGUUUUCGAUCCUCUGGUAGACAUGGAUCCCAGGCUUGUUGUUGCUCUAUUUGAUUUGCCUAGGGAUGCCGACAUUAGCGCAUUGGUUCUGAGGUUUGGUGGUGAAUGUGAGCUGGUCUGGCUGAAUGACAAGAAUGCUUUGGCUGUUUUUAGUGAUCCUGCCCGAGCAGCAACUGCCAUGAGGAGAUUGGAUCAAGGUUCAUUGUAUUAUGGUGCUGUUGUAGUUCCUCACCAUGGUGGAGCAUCAGCUGCAGCCGUAGCAGCUGCAGCUGCAGCCAAUGCUUGGGGAGCGACGGGACCAUCCAAGGAUGGUGGUGCAGUUACAGCUCUCAAGACGAAUCCUUGGAAGAAAGCUGUAAUGCAGGAACCUGAUGGGAGGGAGAGUUCAUGGGGUGCUGAGGACUGGUCAGAUAAUUCUGUUGAUGUGCACUCAUCCAUUCGGAAAGGAAAUGAAGUUCCGAUAUCUGCCACAAACAGAUGGAGUGUUCUAGGUUCUGAAAAUAGUUCGUCUACAUCAUCUGGCAGGAAUGACGAUUCUAGGAACAAGCCAGGAACUCCUCUAGUUUCCAGUGUUAAGCCGAGUUCAAGUAGUUCAGUUCUGCCUGGACAACCACAAGGAGCAGGGCUCAAUGAGAUCUCUGAUGUAGUGGACGAUUGGGAGAAGGCAUACGAUUGAGAAAGACCUUUAAUUCAUCAACUCUUCAAGCAUUCAGAGAGCAGCAAGAGUCAUAUAGUCGCUCCUGUAUAUUCUUUUUUUCAUUUGUUUUGUUUUGAAAUGCAAUUUUGGUGGUUGUGUUUUAUUUUGCUUGUUUAAUACACAACCUAUAUAUGUAUAAUCCCUUUCUCCUCCUUCUUAAGAAUGCCCAGAAAAAAUGGGAAUGUAAAAAUCACAGAAGGAAGCAUCUGCUUUGGUGGAAUGCUGCUUGUGGGAAUGCUCAUAGAAGUGCAUUCUAAAUGAAUGACUUAGUUGUCAAAUAUUUUCACGUUUAAACAUGCUUUGCAGAUUGUUACAGACAUCUGCUUUCCCCUCCUGCUCUUUGAGGAACCUUGCAAGUAUUCCUUGUGUAAUGUCUUGCCCCACUUGUUUGUUUCUUUUUUUUUUUUUCCCCACUGAGUGUUUCUCUUUCUUUUGAUGUCUGUAUGGUGUUUGACUAUUGAGCCCCAGGAUAGGUGGAUCUAAUAUGUACGUCAGAAGCAAAGCCAGUACUCUAGCUGGACCAGUUAAUGAUCCUGCUAAGCUUCCCAUGUGGAACUAUGAUUGGUCAAGCACUGGUCAAACCCCUGGUGAAGAUAGGGAAGUGGUCUUAUAAUAUGUUGUUUCUUUUAACUGUGUUGUUUUAAUACUUCAGUACUUUUUUGUUGUCCUUUUUAUUUUCGCUUUUAUUUUUUUAUUUUAUUUGCAAGAGACUUACUAAUACGUUUCUUUUUUUUUUUUUUUUUAAUUUGGUGCCAAAAUAUAGUCCUCAGGCAAUAUUUAACGAUCCAUUCAGGAGGGGCAAUAACAUUUUUGUGAGGGCCUUUUUAUCUAUCCUGCUGGGGAACCUAUUCUAACAAACGAGAAGCAAAAUGCUGCAAAGAUAUUUAGCAGUUCUGAAGUUGUUGCCGAGGAACCUUGGCAUGGAAUCGAGCAAGAGUACACCUUGCUGCAGAAGGAAGUUAAAUGGCCUAUUGGAUGGCCAGUCGGAGGGUAUCCUGGACCGCAGGGCUGGAGCUGACAAGGCUUAUCGUGACAUUGUUGACUCACAUUAUAAAGCUCGUCUCUAUGCUGGCAUUAACAUAAGUGGUAUCAAUGGAGAAGUUAUACCAGGCCAGUAUAUCUCAUGGAUUCACAAUUUUUUUUUCCUGGUAGUGGGCUAGCUUGUGAAAGAAUUACCUGCUUUUCAUGAUUUGAAACUAGAAAAUGUUAAUCAUGCUUGUGGCUGAAAAGUAUAAAACUCUUCUUUUUGCAUAGUGGGAAUUCCAAGUUGGUCUGCUGUCAGCAUCGCUGCUGGCGAUGAGCUUUGGAUGGCUCGCUACAUUCUAGAGUCUUUUUCCCAGUUGACAGAGGAUAACUGAAAUUGCUGGAGUGAUCCUCUCAUUUGAUCCAAAACCUAUUCUGGAUAGAAUCUAUUCUGGAUAGAAUCAUGCGCUCUAUAGAUCUGCCUUUUCACCAGUUUUAGCAUCUUGUCAGAUUAUUGUAGCCAUGAUGUUAUAUCAUAGAGCUGCUUGUUUUGGACCACUUAUCCAUUCUCAGUUGGGAACAUAAUUUUUUUUUUUUUUAAAAUUUGGUAGGAUGAUUGGACUGUUGCUCAUACUAAUCACAGGUUGAAUUUUGAACUCCUUUUCUUUUGUCAGUUAUUCCCUGGAUAUUUAUUGCAAGACGGUUAAACUCAUUUUAUAAGUUGCAUAUCUUCUUUAAGAUGCAAUACUAGCCUGUAGGUAAAACAUUAUUGACGUUGCUAUCAGCACCAAGUCAGUGAGAAGCAAUGGAGGAUUCAAUGUUACAAGGAAGGCUAUUGAAAAGCUUAAAUUUAGGCACAAGGAUCAUAUUGUGCUUAUGGAGAGGACAAUGAACAUCGUCUUACUGGGAAGCAUGAAACAGCAGACAUUAACACCUUCUCAUGGUCAUUCAAACUGCUGAUACCCUUGUGCAUACAACUGAUUCACAUGGUGUAGCAAAUCGUGGAGCCUCUGUAAGGGUUGGCAGGGAAACAGAGAAGGGUGGCACUGGUUAUUUUGAAAGACAGGAGGCCUGCUUCAAACAUGGAUCUUUGUGUUGUUACUUCUAUGGUUGCAGAAACAACCAUUCUGUGGAAGCCAUGAGGCUUACAGCCAUUUUUUGCGCAUUAUGGAUUAUUUGCAUUCUUGACCGCUGGAGUCAUUUAGAUGAAGUGUACUCUCUUAUCAUUCUUAUUUAUCAGCAUCAUUAUCCUUGUGUAUGCCAAUAAGAUUGUUCUUUCUUUUAUAAGAUUUCUUUGCCUCUCUCCAGCUUUUGCUAUUCAAAUCAGAGGCAUGGCUGUGGGCCUCAUGGCAUCUAGAAAAUAAUCAUAUGUACUGGUAUCAAGACCUCAGUAUGCAUAGAAGUGCAGAUCUUGCCUUCAUUCACCACUGUUCAACCCAUUGGUAAGCACAACGAGUAGGAAUCUGCAUUAUGGAGCGUUGCUUUACUGAUGCUGACUGUAUUGUCUUUCUGUGGGAUGUUGGUUCAUGUGUCAUGUGGUCGAUGCCUUGUAUAAGAGCAACUGAUGAUUGUGUAAGUGCUAAUAAAGCAAUAGAACAUUGAAGGCAUGCUGUCA